CCUCCUCCUGAACCCGGGCUCUGGUCCCUCCUCUCCCGAUGCCGCGAGAGACCGGGGGCUACAGAGUAGACGGAGAAGAGCACUAGUAACAACCACCACAGCCCCCUCUCCGCCUGAAGCCCUCCCUCGUACCCACCCACUCCCCCGCCCCGUGUGCAGACACCGACCAACCCCACCUCUCGAUCCUUUGAACGGCAUCGCCUGCAGUCGCCACACCAGCCCGUCUGGCCACCAGCGCCGCCGUGAGAGGAGCCGCCGCCGCCGCCGUCGCCAGCAGCCUCCUCCCGCCCGGGCCGCCGCCGGAGCCGUGGGGUGAAGAGCCGCCCGCCGAGGAACAGGACGGGAGAGGCUCGCAGCCCCAGCUCCCGUGCACGUUCCGCCGCCCUCCGGGGAGGCUCAGGCGCCGGCCCUUCCUCCCCGAGGACGCGUGCCGAGCCCAGCGCUUGCCCCGAGGGAGGAAAAUGCUCGGGCUCCAUGGCUGCCAGUGAUGGAGCGGUCCCUGGGCUCCCGCUGCCACCGCCGCCGCCGCGCCCCGGCCGUGCUCCGCGAGGACCGGGCAUCUCUGCGCGCCCGCCCGUGCCUCGUCGCUGGGUUCUCCGUACCGGGCGCUCCGCCGCCGCCGCCCCGCUCGCAGCCGCGCCGCUCCGACCCCAGCAGCGGUCAGCGUUUCCUCCCGGAGCAGCCGCCGCGAGCCCAGGGGGUUUGAGAGGCUCGCCCUCGAAAGCAGCAGCGGCCGGUGCCUUAGGCUGAGGAGGAGGACUCGCGCCGGGAGGAGCGUCAGGUCGUUUUCCUCUCGAGCGUCUCGAAUACAAAGAUUACGGUGUAGAAGGAAAUUGCGCUCGCCUCCUCCGCCCCCCGGUACCCGACACAAUGCACCAGCCGCCUGAGUCCACCGCCGCGGCCGCCACCGCUGCAGACUUUAGUGCUAGGAAGAUGGCGCACCCGACUAUGUUCCCUCGGAGGGGCAGCGGUAGUGGCAGCGCCUCAGCGCUCAGUGCAGCAGGUACCGGUGUUGGUAGUACUGCUGCAUCUUCUGAUGAUUUUCCGCCUCCAUCGCUGCUCCAGCCGGCGAGUCCUGCAGCAUCUUCCGCGUCGGGACCACAGCCUCCGCCUCCACAAAGCCUGAACCUCGUUUCUCAGGCUCAGCUGCAGGCACAGCCCCUUGCGCCAGGCGGAACUCAGAUGAAAAAGAAAAGUGGCUUUCAGAUAACUAGCGUUACUCCGGCUCAGAUCUCUGCCAGUAUCAGCUCGAACAACAGUAUAGCAGAGGACACUGAGAGCUAUGAUGAUCUAGAUGAAUCUCACACAGAAGAUCUCUCUUCUUCGGAGAUCCUUGAUGUGUCGCUUUCCAGGGCUACUGACUUAGGGGAGCCGGAGCGCAGUUCCUCAGAAGAGACUCUGAAUAACUUUCAGGAAGCAGAGACACCUGGAGCAGUAUCUCCUAACCAGCCUCACCUUCCUCAGCCUCAUUUGCCUCACCUUCCACAGCAAAAUGUUGUGAUCAAUGGCAAUGCUCAUCCACACCACCUGCAUCAUCACCAUCAUAUGCAUCAUGGGCACCACCUUCACCAUGGGCACCACCAUCCAUCCCAUGUUGCUGUGGCCAGUGCAUCUGUUCCUGGAGGGUCACCUGCGAGCCCUGUAUCCAGAAAACUCUCUACGUCUGGAAGCUCUGAGGGUGUUAUUUCAGUAACACCAACUUCUGCUGUAUCAUCGAGUGGCUCACCUGCAUCUGUAAUGACUAGUAUCCGGGCUCCAAGUACAACAGGCAGUGUAGGUAUAAAUUCUGGUACUGGCACUAGUACAAUGAAUAAUGUUAAUGUUGCUUCUUUGAGUAGUUUCAGUCCUAAUGUGACAAGCAGCAUGCUUGGUAAUGCUAAUAUAAGUACAAGCAAUAUUCCUAGCGCUGCUACUGUAAGUGCUGGGCCUGGAGCUACCAGUAGUGUUACUGUGAAUAUCUUGAGUGGUAUGGGCAAUGGUACUGUUUCUUCCUCUGCUGUUAACAGUGUCCCUAAUGCAACUGUGGGGACGAAUGUGGGAUUGAUUUCAAGUCAGCAGCAACAACCAACAGUUAACACGUCAAGGUUCAGAGUUGUGAAAUUAGAUUCUACUUCUGAACCAUUUAAAAAAGGUAGAUGGACUUGCACUGAGUUCUAUGAAAAAGAAAAUGCUCUCUCUGCUACAGAAGGUGUGGUGACAAAUAAAGUGGUGGAGACUGUAAAACAAAACCUGACAGAAUUGACUUCUGAGAGGGAGAGCACUAGUGGGAGUUCAGUGAGCAGUAGUGUCAGCACACUGAGUCACUACACAGAGAGUGUGGGAAGUGGAGAGAUGGGAGUCCCUACUGUGGUGCAGCAGCCGCCUCCAGCUCUUCAAGGUGUGGCCCUUCAACAGAUGGAUUUCAGUAGCAGUGGUCCACAGAGUAUUUCAGCAGUUAAUAUGCCACAGAGUAUUUCUCAGUCACAGAUGUCACAAGUACACUUACAGUCUCAAGAACUAGGCUAUCAGCAAAAACAAAGUCUUCAACCAGUACCUCUGCAAGCCACUGUCAGUGCUGCAACUAAUAUCCAGCCAUCACCUAUAAAUGUGGUUGGUGUAACUUCAGCUUUAGGUCAGCAGCCUUCCAUUUCCAGUUUGGCUCAGCCCCAACUGCCGUAUUCACAGACAGCUCCUCCAGUGCAAACUCCUCUUCCGGGGGCAGCACCCCAGCAGUUACAGUAUGGACAACAGCAACCAAUGGUUUCUACACAGAUGGCCCCAGGCCAUGGUCAAUCAGUGACUCAAAAUCCUCCUUCAGAGUAUGUACAACAGCAGUCACUUCUGCAAACAGCAAUAUCCUCUGGGCAGUCCAGUUCUGCAGGAACAGGAACAUCCGUGAUUCCUGUAGCUCAGCCACAGGGGAUCCAGCUGCCAAUGCAGUCCACAGCAGUUCAAGCACAAGGGUUAUCUGGCCAGCCUGUUGGCCAGGCUCAAACAGCGAUGUCUGCUGUACCUAUUAGUGGUCAAGUUGCAACUGUUGGUCAACAAGGAAACAUACCUACUGCAGUGCAGCAGCCCUCUACCCAAGCUACACCUUCAGUUAUUCAGCAAGGUGCUCCUCCAUCUUCACAAGUAGUUCCACCUGCUCAAACUGGGCUUAUUCAUCAGGGAGUUCAAACUAGCACUUCAAGCCUUCCUCCACAAUUGGUUACUGCACCCCAGAGUACCUUGUUAACUGUGCCUCCCCAGCCACAAGGAGUAGAACCAGUAGUUCAAGUUGUUUCGCAGCAAUUGCCCGCAGUUAGUCCUUUACCCUCUGCUAGUAGUAUUCCUGUUACAAACCAGGUUAGUUCAACUGGUCCUUCUGGAAUGCCUUCUGCCCCAACAAACUUGGUUCCACCACAGAAUAUAGCACAACCCCCUGCCACUCAAAAUGGUAAUUUGGUUCAAAGUGUUAGUCAACCUCCCUUGAUAGCGACUAAUAUAAAUUUGCCAUUGGCACAACAGUUACCACUAAGUUCUACUCAGUUCUCUGCACAAUCAUUAGCUCAGGCAAUUGGAAGCCAAAUUGAAGAUGCCAGGCGCCCAGUGGAGCCCUCCUUAGUUGGCUUACCUCAGACUAUCAGUGGUGACAGUGGGGGAAUGUCAGCAGUUUCAGAUGGGAGUAGCAGCAGCCUAGCAGCCUCUGCUUCUCUUUUCCCGUUGAAGGUGCUACCGCUGACAACACCCUUGGUGGAUGGCGAGGAUGAGAGUGCUUCUCUCCUACCAGAGGUGCAAGGAGUGAUCCUAGAACCACAGAUACAGCCAAGACCACGGAGAGCUUUUGACGUCAGGGGUCCACUUUCUCCACUGAACCCUUGGAGACAGAAUAUCCAGCUUCUGGAGAGAGAGGGAAAGGAUAAUAAACAAGUGGGUGCUUUCCAUUAUUUACUUGGGUUUAUUUUUAGAUUGGAGUGUCCUUCCAUUGCCCAUUUUAUUCUAUUGGUAAACUCCAUGGGUUCAUAUAAGAACCAGGUGGGGCCACAAUCUGUUUGUUUUUCUGAGAGUGCUAACAAGUGCCCAUUCAAGAAAUCUAAAUUUUAUUUAAUUUUCUCUCCAGAUAAUUAAAGGAUGAUUUGGGGCACAUGAUUGGAUGGAUACUUGUAUAGUCCACAGAAAUUUUAAAAGAGAAUAUUUACCCAUUUUGGCCUUUAUGGUAAUAGUGGACUUCUAAGUGCUCUUACAUUCUAGUAAUUUGAAAAUUUCUGUAUUCAUCUUUUGCCAAGGUGGACAUCUGAAAUCUCUUUAAUUUAUAUAGUAGAUGUCCAGAUGUUAUCCUACCCUAUUAGUGAGAACUUUUUGGUCUUUUUCCUACCUCAAAUAUUAGGCUUUCAUAUUAGAUCUUCCAGACUAUGCAAUGAUAGUAGUAUUGUUACGGUUUUACUGUCAAAUCUAGGCUUCAUUCUUUAAUAAGUAUAAAUGAGUAUAAGUUUCAGGAUAUAAUAUCCUUGAAAGCUAUGUUUAAUAUACUCAAAAGAAGUUUUCUAGUUCCUAGGAGUAUUAUUGUGGCGAAAUAGCCUUUUGCUGGAUUUUUCCCAUGGCAUUAAGAUAGUUUUCUCUUAGUUUUUUUGAUGCCAAGGGUAGGAUUUGAUUCCAGGAAGUUCUUAUCAUCUACAAUGGGUAGGAUGUGAACUUUGGUGCUUUUGGCAAGUUUUCAUUUUUCCUUGGUGGAUUCCUUCUGUGACUCCAGGUGUCUUGAUAAUGGGAGACCGGUUUAAUUGUUCUCUAAUUGCCCAGAUUUCUUUCAACUGGUAAAACAUCAUACUUCUUCAGCAAAAGGAAUUCUUCUAGCAGAGCCUUCAUGGAUGAUAUCUGUCACACAUGCCAGCAUCUGCAGUUUGGAAGGCAGUGGUGAAUGGAUCCAUGCAAUAUGUAUAGAAGACACAAGAAUGAGCCAGCCACCUGAUCUUGUUAUUUAUAAACUUUUAAGAUUUACUAUUGGUCUGAAAAUGGAAAGGCUCAAAUAAUGAAAUAAUCUUUCCAGAUUGGAAUUUACAUGGCCAUGAAAACAUUCCUUUCUAUUCAGAAGACUGAAAUAGAGGAAGCUGGAGAGACUCCUUUCUUUUAAAGCAGCUCUCUGUAUCUGUUUCACUUAAAAGAUUUGUGGGACUGAAAAUCAGCUUAAGUAGUAGGCAGAUUUUUUAAAAAUUACUGUAGGAGAUCUAAAAAAAUAAAGUUUUUUUUUUUUUUUUUUGGUUUACCUGAUGCUGAGGGGAGCUGGUAAAUAAAGGGUGAAAUUUUUAAAUUAUUUAAGACUUUUAAGAUAUAUUCCUUUAGUUCAUCUUUUGCUGCUCUUGAACCUACCUGUAAUUGUCUAAAUCAACAAAGAUUGUAGGCUAGAAGUAGAAGAGACAUCUUUGAGACUAAGUAAUUUUAACUAUUUUCUACAUGAAAAAAAUAUCUGUUAAACUUGAAGUAUUCUUAAUGGAAAGUAUACUAAAGUUUUAAGUUGAUACUAAUAGAACAAUUAUAGGGCAAAGGCAGUUCAUAGUAUUAGCAUAGGCCUAUAGAUCGGAGUGUUGCGAACUAGUUUUAUCCCAACUGUUAGUUAAUGAUAAAACGUAGUUAUCAGAAUGUUUGUAUCUUUCUUUGGUACCUAUUAAUUGGUCAGUCCAAAACUAUUAAAGAAAUUUUUAAAAAUCACUAGGUGCUGUCAGUUUGUGAUGUCUUUUACAAAAUUGAAGAGAAAUUCUAGAAUUACUAAUAUGGAAACAGCUAAAAUUUUUGGGAGUCCAAUUUAAGAAAACACAUUUCCUAAAAUAUAACCUGCCCUUUAGUUUUUCUUUGAAACUGUUUUUUUUCCUCAUUAAGUAUAGAAAAAUUUUCAUAAAUAUUGUAUUUAAAGCUAAAUUUAAAAGAUCCAUUGGAAUUAAAAUUUCCCUUGAGCUCUGAAUUCCUAUUAAUAAUAUAACUUUGAGUUAUUUUAGUAAAUAAGAUAAUUGGUUUGCAAUCACAUCUUACUUUAAAAAAAAUAAAAACAAAAAACCCCUACGAUUUUAGAACUAGGGAAUUGAAAGUGAAAUUUGCUUAGAAAUUAAGUUAGUUGAAUUUUUUAACUGUGGUUCAGUACAAACCAUUUUAUGGCCUGUAACAUUACUAGCUCUUUGAGCUUUGAAGAUAAAGGUGAUUUAAUUUCUUAACCUCAUGCUUUAAUUAAAUUUUAGCUGUUCAUUAAAGUAUGCAAAAGAAAUGUAAGUGCAUUUCUCUCUACCUUAUGCCACUGCAAACUAUUUUAAAGUGAAACUUUUUGUAUAUUAAUGUGAACUGAUGUUUAAACUUUUAUUUCGAUGCAUUUUCUUUUCAGAUUUAAAAGAAAAUUUUGUCACAAUAUACAGCCCUAUAUUUUUCAGUGUUUAUGAAUAUUAAUACAAG
Octodon degus (degu) is the source of this 6390-nucleotide messenger RNA. RefSeq names its product TSC22 domain family member 1 (gene Tsc22d1). The coding region runs from base 871 to 4086 and encodes 1071 amino acids. The transcript is spliced from 3 exons. Gene Ontology annotation, biological process: regulation of transcription by RNA polymerase II. The record is from RefSeq and is a predicted model, not a curated record. NCBI's taxonomy places the organism in Eukaryota, Metazoa, Chordata, Mammalia, Rodentia, Octodontidae.